Messenger RNA from Coprinopsis cinerea okayama7#130, 468 nucleotides. RefSeq lists its product as hypothetical. The record is from RefSeq and is a predicted model, not a curated record. The coding region runs from base 1 to 468 and encodes 155 amino acids. NCBI's taxonomy places the organism in Eukaryota, Fungi, Basidiomycota, Agaricomycetes, Agaricales, Psathyrellaceae. The transcript has 4 exons.
AUGACCGUAGUGGAACUGCGUCUCAACGGGGUCUCAAAGGUUUUGUUCGAUAAAUCUGUUAUACCUGAUUUAAGCUCUGAAUCCUCGGCAAAAGAGAUGAGAAAUGCCGCGUUGGAGCAUAUGAAAGAAAGGGACGUAGAUACUUCUGUCCGCGUAAAAAAACGAAACUUUGCAGAAAUUGCCUGUCAAUGGAAUGGCAUCAGUUCCGGAGCGAUACAUAUCGUCACCGAAAAGCUUGGAAAUAGCGAUUUCUUUCACCCUCUCACCGAUGAAGAACGAGCAAUCGCCAGAUUACUUCAAGAAGUCAACGUCGUUACAUCGCACGUUCCUGGGUCGAACGCAUCUAAAGUAAAAAUGAGGAAUGAGAUUCGCGCAAUGAUGAUUGAGAAAGGCCUACCAUCUUUUUAUAUCACUCUUAAUCCCGCCGACGUAUUCAAUCCAAUCAUCUCAGUCAUGGUUAAUUGCUAA